This is a messenger RNA of Rhea pennata, 2562 nucleotides long. RefSeq names its product centrosomal protein 68 (gene CEP68). The transcript has 6 exons. Bases 283 to 2172 code for a protein of 629 amino acids. Lineage: Eukaryota; Metazoa; Chordata; Aves; Rheiformes; Rheidae. The record is from RefSeq and is a predicted model, not a curated record.
CUUACUGGAGCUGCUGUUUCACCGAGAGGUCCCAAACGAGGUGGGGAUUUGUGUGCCUGGGCUGCAGCCUAGCAAGGGAGAGAGCAUUUGUCCCAAGGAAGCAGAGGCCUGGAGACAGGGGGACAUGUCUGACUUUUUUUUUCUUUUUUUUUUUUAAAAGGGGGGGGGCCUGUAGCAGAGAAAUAAAGCAUGAAUCUCUCUGAUCUGUUGUCCUGCUAGAUCCUUCAUGCUUGAAAACAUGGUGAGAUAAACCAGAAAGACCCAGAGCAGGAGGGAGAAGCAAUGAAAAUGCAGAUGAAAAUGGGCUGUUCAGAGCUGGCCUCCAGCGCUCCCAACCAGCAGAGCUCAGCAGAAGAAACCAGCAUGUCCGACUUCCGUCAUGACAUUGGUACCCACCGGUGGAGCCACAGGUCCCUCUCCCCCUUUUCCUCCACCCUGGGGUCCUUGCCUAAUAAAACCACCCUCAGCCCUGAGAGCACCCUCCGGAGCCAUUCCAGAUCAAGCUUUUCCACUCUGUCUUUAGAAGAAAACAGCAUCUGCGAGCAGCAGGAGAUGAAGCGAUCCCAAAGCUUCGCAGCCGGCGUGGACGUGCCUCCUCCUGCAGCCAUCACCCCUUGGGACCUGCACCAUCAAUCCAGCCUGACAGAAGACAGGCUGCUACGUGCGCGCAAGCCGUUAAGUCCUCUCCUCGAUGGCCGGGUUACCAUGGAGCGUGUGAGAAAGAUGUCGUCCUUCCAGGCUGAUUACUGGGCUUGCGCGAUACCUGACUCGUUACCCCCGUCUCCAGACCGCCAGUCUCCUCACUGGGACCCUAAUAGAGAAUACGAGGCCUUGCUUGAUUAUGCUUAUCCGUUAAAGCCGAGAUACAAGCUUGGGAAGAUGCCAGAGCCUUUCCUCCAGGACUCGGGAAUAGAUGUGGACAGCUUUUCUGUGUCUCCCGAGGGCACUUUGACGUCUGCCAGCAUGCGCGGCCAAGGUGGGCAGGCUCAGGGAAGCCGAGAAAAUCCGCACAAGGAGUUUGUGGUCUCUGCAGAAGGACUCUCUACCCCAGGGUCUAGAAAACCAGGCUGUUCAGGAUAUACAUCUUACUAUGAACCCUCACCUAUUGCAAAAGCACCUUUUGCAAAAACUGCUUCCUCUGCUGGCAAAGCAGGUGCUUCUGGAGGUUUUGAUAAGGAUUUAAUGAUGGAGUCAGCUGGGCCAAGUUUGCUUGAUCACCCUGACGUGGCUGGGAGAAGCUGGUGUACCAGGGAGACCCGCUUUUCAAGUUACAACGGCAAGGGGAAAAGCACUCAUCAGCUUUUACCUACCGUGCAAAUGCUCCCCCUAAGGAAAGAGUGGGAAGGUGAUGAAGAAUUCCUGUCGCUGCCCCCGAGACUCAGGGAACUGGAAAGUCUGGCUCAGUAUCUCUCUGAUCUUUCCUUAACUGUAAGGACACCUGGGCAAGACCGCCAAAGUCUUCCGUGUUACGGUGACAGCAAGGAGCCCCUCUCACCCGCAUCGACGGCUCUCGGCGGAGCAGGCAGCGAGGGGAGCGGAGGUGGCGCUGGGCCGCUCGGCGGGCGACCGCGCCGCGCGGAAGCCGCUGCGCUGCGUAGCCGGCGCCGCAGCGAUGCUCUGCGGAGGCCUGGUGUACCCACCGCCGUCGGGAGCGACCUGAGCGCGCCGCAGCUCAGCGGGUCCCCUGCCGAGGCGGGCCAGCGCCGCGAGUCCCUCGCACAGUGCAUUAAGAUGUUUUGCUGUCAGCUAGAAGAGCUGAUUCGCUGGCUGUACGAAGUAGCGGACGUCGCAGACAAGUGGACGCCGCCGGCGCCGGGCGUCUGGAGCGUGACGGCGUCCGUGCACCGUUACCUGGAGCUCAGGAGAGACGUGGCUGACCACCGAGGUCUGACGGACAGCGUGCUGCGCAGGGGCGAAGCCCUGCUGGAGUGCAUGGCGUCGAGCUCGCCGGCUUUAAAAGACACCCUGGAUCUGAUUGCAAAACAAUCAGAAGAGCUGGAAAACUACGUGGCGCGCUUGUACGAGUCAGUUCUCGCUGCUAUGGAGCCCGUGCAGGGCGAGGAUGCGCUGAAGGACGCCGGCGUGCGGCAACGAGCUGCUCGGGCAGAAGCAGCAAACCGGGCAGUGCCUCUAGCGGACAUGGACUUUGUUAGCCAGUCUCUGGAUGGGUGAGAUGAAUUCCAGCAAGGAACAAAACACUACUUUCAACUCUCAUAGAGGUGCCAAAAUACAUGUAAUCACUGUGUAUGGAAUUAGCCCCCUCCCACCGGGCUGACUUCUGUUUGUUUUACACCAUUGCUUGAGAAAGGCAAGCUGUGCAGAAGCCAUUUGGCUACUGGUAUUGCAGUUUAAUGUUGCUGACUGAGUUGGGGAGCUCCGUGAGUAAGGAAUGUACUGCUGGCCUUUUGGUUUGUUUGUCUGUUUGUUUAUGUAGCUUUCCUUUUUAUAGAAGUGGCUUGUUCCAUGUAGUAGCAAAACAUCAGGAACAUGAUUUUUUUUUUUUAACUGAGUAAUUCAUAGUUUGCAGUGCAACUGUCAUUAAGUAAAGCCGUGUGACUUUAA